Molecule: messenger RNA, 1635 nt
Organism: Suricata suricatta (meerkat)
Lineage: Eukaryota; Metazoa; Chordata; Mammalia; Carnivora; Herpestidae
Gene: THAP1
Product: THAP domain containing 1
Exons: 3
Coding region: 247-888 (213 amino acids)
Molecular function (GO): sequence-specific DNA binding
Source: RefSeq, a predicted model, not a curated record
CUCGCGAGAGGUGAGGUUGAAGCUGCCUCCGCCAUCUUAGAGAUGGGAGACGGGCGAUGGCUGUGGUUCUUCUGCUAAUGCAAACAACAAAACUGGCACAUUAGUCAACCCGAGUGAGGUUAUCAUCACUGUAUCUGGUGACCAAAGCUACAGAAGAAGCGAAGGUGUCAAAGCCCAGUGCGGCGACACUGACAGCUUCUCCUGCCUGCUGGAGCGGCAGAAGUGAAGUAACUGAAAACCGGAAGAAUGGUGCAGUCCUGUUCCGCCUACGGCUGCAAGAACCGAUACGAUAAGGAUAAGCCCGUUUCUUUCCACAAGUUUCCUCUUACAAGGCCCAGUCUUUGUAAAAAAUGGGAGGCAGCUGUCAGAAGAAAAAACUUUAAACCCACCAAGUAUAGCAGUAUUUGUUCAGAACACUUCACUCCAGACUGCUUUAAGAGGGAGUGCAACAACAAGUUGCUGAAAGAGAAUGCGGUGCCCACGAUAUUUCUCUGUACUGAGCCACAUGACAAGAAGGAAGACCUUCUGGAGCCACAAGAACAGCUUCCCCCACCUCCUUUAACACCUCCCAUUUCCCAGGUUGAUGCUGCUAUUGGAUUACUAAUGCCUCCCCUUCAGACCCCUGAUAAUCUCUCAGUUUUCUGUGACCACAACUAUACUGUGGAGGAUACAAUGCACCAGAGAAAAAGGAUUCAUCAGCUAGAACAACAAGUUGAAAAACUCCGAAAGAAGCUUAAGACCGCACAGCAACGAUGCAGAAGACAAGAACGACAACUUGAAAAAUUAAAGGAGGUUGUUCACUUCCAGAAGGAGAAGGACGACAUAUCAGAGAGAGGUUAUGUGAUUCUACCGAAUGACUACUUUGAGAUAGUUGAAGUGCCAGCAUAGAAAAAUGAUAUUUGUAUUGGUUUUUAAUGGGGCAAAACCACACACCUUCUUCUAUCCUAUAAAGGAGUUUCAUUUGAAAAAAUAACACUUGAUUACUUGUAUAAAAACAAUUCAGAAUAUUUUUUUAAAAAAAUAAAUUAGAUAUAUACUGUAAAAUUGUAAAUUUUUUGUUUGUAAUUUCAGGGUUUUUACAUUUUAACAAAAUAUCUUAAAAGUUAUAAUCUAACCUCAGAACUCCAAUGUAAGUUGGUUUCAAAUAGAGGAGUUUUGUUUUUUGAGUAUUUAUAGAAAUGUAAAAACUAAAAGUAAAGUGAAUGAGAACAGCACAGCAAGGAUGAUUUAAGUUUGAAAUGUAAAAUUAAUGCAGUUUAUUAAAAUAAUUUAGUUACAUUAUAAAUUAGAAGUAUAAGUCAGAUCAUGGAACAUAACUUCUCAGAAUAUAUAUAUUCUUGUUCACAUAUUCUUAUUUGUAAAGUCAGAUUUAUCUUUCUUAAUCACUUGUCAGAGAUAAUUGACAAGUCAGUACUUUAAAAAAUUGGUUGUCUUCAAAGCGUAAAAUGAAGAGUCUAUACCUAAUCAAUAUAGUUACAUAACUUUACAAAGUACACAUUUUUUAAAAAGUGGGUCCAUCGUUUUUUCCCACUGUCUAGCAUUAUUAAAUUAGAAGUGUAUUUCCAGUGGAAGAGACAUUCUUCAUUAAAUAAAGUAAGCAUUGUUAUUAAUAAAGUAAUAAAAAUGGGGGCCUGA